Molecule: messenger RNA, 4020 nt
Organism: Elgaria multicarinata webbii
Lineage: Eukaryota; Metazoa; Chordata; Lepidosauria; Squamata; Anguidae
Gene: ABLIM1
Product: actin binding LIM protein 1
Exons: 24
Coding region: 128-2320 (730 amino acids)
Biological process (GO): cilium assembly; cytoskeleton organization; lamellipodium assembly
Cellular component (GO): stress fiber; actin cytoskeleton
Molecular function (GO): actin filament binding
Source: RefSeq, a predicted model, not a curated record
CUUGCCAAGUGAAAGGGAAAGAGUCAGAGGGAGAGCAGCCACUCCAGGGGACUGGUUGUUUCUUUCAGUCCUUGGAGAAACCAUAGCCGUUUUUGAACUGUGGAGACACUGCAGCUGGAGAAAACAAAUGGAGUUACAAAUACACCAGAGUUCUGGAAGCAGCCAAGUGGCCCAUCCUCAGGAGCCUCAUCACUCUGCAGAGAAGCCGGUCAUCCACUGUCAUAAAUGUGGUGAGCCAUGUAAAGGCGAAGUGCUUCGCGUCCAGGCCAGGCAUUUUCACAUCAAAUGUUUUACCUGCAAAGUGUGCGGGUGUGACUUGGCUCAAGGUGGCUUUUUCAUUAAGAAUGGGGAAUACCUUUGCACUGUGGAUUACCAGCGGAUGUACGGGACCCGAUGCAAUGGCUGUGGGGAGUUUGUGGAAGGAGAAGUCGUAACUGCUCUUGGGAAAACCUAUCACCCUAAUUGCUUUGCCUGCACUGUGUGCAAACGUCCUUUCCCACCAGGAGACCGGGUUACCUUUAAUGGACGCGACUGUCUCUGUCAAAUGUGUGCCCAGCCAAUGUCAUCUAGCCCCAAAGAACUCUCCAGUUCCAGCAAUUGUGCAGGCUGUGGAAGAGAUAUAAAAAAUGGGCAAGCAUUACUAGCCUUGGAUAAGCAGUGGCACCUUGGAUGCUUCAAAUGCAAGGCCUGUGCAAAAGUCCUGACUGGAGAAUACAUCAGCAAAGAUGGUGCCCCUUACUGUGAAAAGGACUAUCAAGUUCUCUUUGGGGUCAAAUGUGAAGCAUGUCACCAGUUCAUCACUGGGAAAGUCCUAGAGGCAGGUGACAAGCAUUACCAUCCGAGCUGUGCACGAUGCAGCAGAUGCAACCAAAUGUUCACAGAAGGAGAAGAAAUGUACUUGCAAGGUUCUACAGUUUGGCAUCCCGACUGUAAGCAGUCCACAAAGGGAGAAGAGAAGCUACAGCAUUCCUCAUCUGAUUGCUUUUAUCCAAAGAGUUUGGUUCUUCGCAAGCCAUACUCUUCAGAGCCUACAAGAACUUCCUCAGAAAGUAUUUAUUCUAGGCCCGGAUCCAGUAUACCUGGCUCACCAGGGCAUUCAAUCUAUGCAAAAGUAGACAAUGAGAUCCUUGAUUAUAAGGAUUUAGCAGCCAUUCCCAAAGUCAAGGCUAUUUAUGAUAUUGAGCGUCCAGACCUAAUUACUUACGAGCCCUUCUACACUUCCGCCUACGAGGAGAGACAGGAGAGGCAGAGUCUUGGAGAGUCUCCAAGGACACUCUCUCCAACCCCAUCUGCAGAAGGUUAUCAAGAUCUUCGGGAUCGGAUGAUACAACGGUCUACUAGCCAGGGCUCCAUUGGUUCUCCUGUGUACAGUCGUCACAGCUACACUCCCACGAUGUCACGUUCACCACAGCAUUUUCAUAGACCUGGCAAUGAGCCGUCCAGCGGUCGGAACUCCCCUGCCCCUUACCGACCAGACAGCCGCCCUCUAACACCAACUUACGCUCAGGCCCCUAAACAUUUCCAUGUUCCAGAUCAAGGCAUCAAUAUUUAUAGAAAACCACCUAUCUACAAACAGCAUGAUGCAGCUGCUCUGGCAGCCCAGAACAAGCCUUCUGAUGAUAUCAUCAAGUCCUCCAAGUUCCCAGCAGCCCACGCUCCAGCACCCAACGAGAUUCCAAAGAUUGAGACAGAAUACUGGCCAGGUCCUCCCUCACUUGCGGCUGUAGGUUCUGACAUGCGACGCAGAUCCACUGGUAGAGAUGAAGACCUUGAGGAGCUUCAGAGGCGUCGGCAGCUACAGGAGGAACAACUGAUGAAGCUCAACUCAGGUCUGGGACAGUUGAUAUUAAAAGAAGAGAUGGAAAAAGAAAGGUCAUCAUUUUCCAGUAGUCGUUAUGACUCUCCAGUUAAUUCAUCUCCACAUGCUGCUGCCUCUAAAACCUCUUCCCUCCCUGGCUAUGGAAGAAAUGGACUUCAUAGGCCAGUGUCUACAGACUUUGGUCAGUACAACAGUUAUGGGGAUGUGAGCAGUGCUGCUCGAGAUUUCCAGUCCCUCCCAGAUGGUCAUGUCCCUGGAAUGCGAAUGGACCGAGGAGUGUCUAUGCCUAACAUGUUGGAACCAAAGAUAUUCCCAUAUGAAAUGCUCAUGGUGACCAACAGAGGGCGAAGUAAAAUUCUAAGAGAAGUGGACAGAACCAGGCUGGAGCGUCACUUAGCACCCGAGGUUUUUCAAGAAAUAUUUGGAAUGACGAUACAGGAAUUUGAUAAGUUACCUCUCUGGAGGCGCAACAACAUGAAGAAGAAAGCCAAACUCUUCUGAAUCCUUCUGCCCCUUUGAAGAGGGGAAAAUAUCACAUAUAGGAUAAUGUAUUAUACUUAAGUGCAAACAUUUUUUGGAGAGCAAACACUCAAGGAGGGGUGGGGGAAGGGGGGAGGAAAAAUCUGAGGAAGGCACCUAUAUAUGCCUUCUCAUGGCGCAAGGGCUUGUCAGGCUUGCCAGAGAGCUGUGGCACAAAAGUGCCCAUGUUAAAAAUCUCAGCAGUGGUUUUCAUGCAUUAUAACAUUUUUACAUGACAUAUAUACCCAAAGUGAAGCUGCUCUGCCUUCUCUAUUUUCCUCUUACUUGCUUAAAGGUCAAGGGGACUAUAUUGAUAGAGCCAGGAAGUGCCCAUAGGACGCCAAGACACAAUGAUGUAGUCAUGAUCUCUCCAAGGAAUGAAUGGAUAUAUUCUGUCGUUGAGGAAGGAAUCCGGUGUAAUAUAUUUAUCCUGUGGGCACAACCGUUGCCAUUAACUGGCAUUGUUUUCAGGCGGCCGAUUUUUUGCGUCAACAAAGCAGGCCGCCAAGCCGGCUCUCCUCCGCUCUGCUGUGCACCAACCAAAUUCUUUGAGGACAAACUCGCAGCUUGCACUUGCACCUACCUGCCAGUGAAUUGCCGUGUUUUGUGGUCAAGUCUUCCCUCUCCAUUUCCCCACCUUGCUUUAAUUAAUAUAGUUCUUGCUUUUAAGCCAGUUCAUUGAAAGUUAACAAGAGCAGCGAGUGAGCAAGAAGAAGAAGAACAAGAAGAAGGGGGUUGGUUUUCUAGUUCUAUAGCAGUGGUGGGGAACCUCAGGGGCCAGGGGACCAAUUUGGCCCUCCUGAGUCCCCAGAUCGCCAUCGUCCUUUCCCCCUACUACUGAUCAUUCAGUGGUUUCCUGGCUUUUGUGCAGUCCCAUUCUAAAAGGUUAACAUGCCUCUCCUAAGACUUCCUUACUGGCAAUAAGACCUUUAAGGUGCAAUAUGCUGGUACUUUUUUGUUGUUGUAUUUUUGGCCCCACCCUCUUUGCCUUCAGCACUGCCUGCCACUGAGAGCACCUCUGAAAUGGGCUGAAAGAGGUUCCCCACCCCUGUUCUACAGUGACGACAGUGUUUCAGCAGUGAUUUCCAAUGUAAGCCACAGUGAAAUACAAGCUUAGGUUUCAUUCAGAUACCGCCUUUGCCAUGUGGGAGUCAUUGUGCCACAGCCUGGCCACAAGUUGCUCUGAUAAGUUUUGUUUUAAAAAAAGCACUUGCGUGGGCCGGCACAUUAGAGUAAUUACUUCUCAUACCUUUUCCACGUGUCUUGUGGUAGCAGCAUGGGAAGGAACCACGCCAUCAUCCCUACAAACAUGACUAGUGUGGGGUGGGACCAGACUAUGCCAGAACAAGUCCCAUCCCACUGCAAAGGGAGCAUUAGAAUCUGAACAAAAUCUGUUGGGACAGACAGAUGCGAUUGGCAUACUAGCUUACUAUACUGCUGAACUCUGGAACUUGUGUGAAAGAAAAUGAUAUUUAAACUAUUUUAUGGAGGAAAUGCUACACGACCAGGCACCUCUCCUGCCAGGCUCUGCUGCUAAAAAGUGACAGAUCAAACCACUUUCUUGUAUGCACUGAUGACACUGCACAAUAUAUCGAGUUAAGCAAUGUUUGGUUUGGUAUUAUUCAUGUCACUACAGGUGCAUUCCUUGUAAAAACGAGCAUGAGUUCUACUUUCCUUUAAUA